AUGGCGCGGACGCAGGCUGCGGGGUCUAAGACGCGGACGGCGGCGAGCAGCGCGCAACUGGCUAGACCAGGAAGCAAACCUUCAACUAGGACUUGGGGGGAUAAAAAGGAAGGAGAAUACGUUAAACUCAAAGUCAUUGGACAGGAUAGCAGUGAGAUUCACUUCAAAGUGAAAAUGACAAUGCAUCUCAAGAAACUCAAAGAAUCAUACUGUUAACGACAGGGGGUUCGAUGAAUUUGCCUCAGGUUCCUCUUUGAAGGUGAGAGAAUUGCGGAUAAUCACACUCCGAAAGAACUGGAGAUGGAGGAAGAAAAUGUGAUUGAAGUUUAUCAGGAACAAACGGGGUCUCAGAGGUACCUGAAGAGGUGA
Messenger RNA from Lynx canadensis (Canada lynx), 369 nucleotides. RefSeq names its product small ubiquitin-related modifier 1-like. The record is from RefSeq and is a predicted model, not a curated record. Gene Ontology annotation, molecular function: ubiquitin-like protein ligase binding; protein tag activity. NCBI's taxonomy places the organism in Eukaryota, Metazoa, Chordata, Mammalia, Carnivora, Felidae. Gene Ontology annotation, cellular component: PML body; nucleus. Gene Ontology annotation, biological process: protein sumoylation. The transcript has 3 exons.